This is a messenger RNA of Amoebophrya sp. A120, 2234 nucleotides long. NCBI's taxonomy places the organism in Eukaryota, Dinophyceae, Syndiniales, Amoebophryaceae. The record is from the annotation of a GenBank genome assembly.
AUGCGUGAAGCUAUCUGCAUUCACAUCGGUCAGGCCGGUGUCCAGAUCGGUAACGCCUGCUGGGAGCUGUUUUGCUUGGAGCACGGUAUUUUAAUUUUGCACUUCGUAAUAAAUUUCAGUUUCGUCACCGUAUCGAAAGAUGAAGUAGAAGCUACUUAAGUAGUUGGUUUUCAUUGCGUUUCCAGCGUGAUUCAAAUUUUGUUUUUUAGUUUGGAAAAAUAUCACGAUGUAAUGAUGAUCUACUCACAAACACCUUCCCAGGUAUCCAGCCGGAUGGUCAGAUGCCGUCUGACAAGACCAUCGGCGGUGGUGACGACGCCUUCAACACCUUCUUUUCCGAGACUGGUGCCGGCAAGCACGUCCCCCGCUGCGUGUUCGUCGAUCUGGAGCCCACCGUGAUCGAUGAGGUCCGCACCGGUACCUACCGUCAGUUGUUCCACCCGGAACAGCUGAUCUCCGGUAAGGAGGACGCCGCGAACAACUUCGCCCGCGGUCACUACACCAUCGGUAAGGAGAUCGUCGACUUGUGCUUGGACCGCAUCCGUAAGUUGGCCGACAACUGUACCGGUCUGCAGGGCUUCCUGAUCUACCACGCCGUCGGUGGUGGUACCGGUUCCGGUUUGGGCUGCCUGAUGAUGGAGCGUCUGUCCGUCGAUUACGGUAAGAAGUCCAAGAUCUCCUUCACCGUGUGGUGCUGCCCCCAGGUGUCCACCGCCGUGGUCGAGCCGUACAACACCGUGCUGUGCGUCCACUCCCUGUUGGAGCACACCGACGUCACCAACCAGGUCGACAACGAGGCUCUGUACGACAUCUGUCGCCGCAACUUGGACAUUGAGCGCCCGACCUACACCAACUUGAACCGCCUGGUCGCCCAGAUCAUCUCGUCCUUGACCGCGUCUCUGCGCUUCGAUGGUAUACAGGUUUUUGACACUUCUGAAGCUAUACUAGUUUGAGAGUGUGCGCACACAAAAAUGCUUGUCUUGAGGGAAAUCUUCAUGACUUGUAUGAUGGACAAGUGCUCAUCGUUCCUCUUUGGUAGAUGCGAGUUGCUGAUUCGCUUUCUCAUGUUUUAGAAUUGAAAGUUUGUCAUGCAAGGAAACCUCGAGGAAUGGUAUAAUUAAUACGCGUCUGUUUCUAGUCACGGGAAAUCGAUCAUCCAGACUUUGUGAUAUCCUCAACAUCUUCCUAUCCCAGGUGCGCUGAACGUGGAUGUGACCGAGUUCCAGACCAACCUGGUGCCGUACCCGCGUAUCCACUUUAUGUUGACCUCGUACGCGCCGAUCAUCUCCGCGGAGAAGGCCUACCACGAGCAGCUGUCCGUGGCCGAGCUGACCAACUCCGUGUUCGAGCCGGCCUCCAUGAUGGUCAAGUGCGACCCGCGUCACGGUAAGUACAUGGCCUGCUGCCUCAUGUACCGUGGUGACGUCGUCCCGAAGGACGUGAACGCCUCCGUCGCCACCAUCAAGACCAAGCGCACCAUACGCAAUACAAAUAUGUCUGCGUCUGGAAAAGUGUAUAGUUUGCCAUGCUUAUCGCACAUGUACUAUAGUUUGCAAUGCUGAAAUCUGUAAUGCAUGAUGAGGAGAAUAGAUUCUUCCCUAAUGUCAUGUGGAAACCGGAACAGAUAGUUGCUCGUGCAAAGCUUGUCAUGCGUGACUGCAUAUCGCAGUGUCGCCACCAGUCACAAACUAGCGUCACAAUUCUCCAGAACAAGACAUGUUUGCAUCCCAUACACCAUCCAGUUUGUCGACUGGUCCCCGACCGGCUUCAAGUGCGGUAUCAACUACCAGUAUGCAAUACAAAUUUCCCGUACAUGUACAAGAUGCAUCACAAAUUCUACCAAUUUGAUGCGUAAAACUUGUCGUGCUACACUAGAAUCGAAGCCAAGUUUUGUCAUGCGGAGACCGCAUUUGUGCGUCUACGAGAAAUUUACUGUGGAUAACGAGCCGCCCACCGUCGUGCCGGGUGGCGACCUGGCCAAGGUGAUGCGCGCCGUGUGCAUGAUCUCCAACUCCACCGCCAUCGCGGAGGUGUUCUCCCGCAUCGACCACAAGUUCGAUUUGAUGUACUCCAAGCGCGCCUUCGUCCACUGGUACGUCGGUGAGGGUAUGGAGGAGGGCGAGUUCUCCGAGGCCCGUGAGGAUUUGGCCGCCCUGGAGAAGGAUUACGAGGAGGUCGGCAUCGAGACCGCCGAGGGUGAAGGUGAGGAGGAAGGCUAUGGUGACGAAUUCUAA